Molecule: messenger RNA, 501 nt
Organism: Argentina anserina (silverweed cinquefoil)
Lineage: Eukaryota; Viridiplantae; Streptophyta; Magnoliopsida; Rosales; Rosaceae
Exons: 4
Coding region: 1-501 (166 amino acids)
Source: RefSeq, a predicted model, not a curated record
AUGGCUCGAGGGGUCCUUGAGGUUACAAAUCAUAAUGGAAGAAAUCUCAGUAACCCGGAGAAAGAGGCCUCUUUGCUCAUCUUUUCCUUUUUAUCUUCUCUUAUAGUAACUUCUGCUGUUUAUGAGACAGGUAAGAUAUGUUGCAUCGUCUACUACAAAGAUCAGCAGAAGAGGACCGACGCCAUAUACCGUGAUGGGCCUAAUCCAGAGUGGCAUGAACAACUUCAGUUGGAGAUAGAUGAUGGUAUUGAAAAUCUUCGGGUUCGGGUACAUGACGGGGAUUAUGUUACAGAAGAGGAAGUUGGAAUUUGCGAGUAUGUUAAUGAUUUUCAUUCUAAGUUUCUUGUUUUAACAAUUAAUGCAGUAAAUCAUGCAUUAGAGGGUCAACUUGAGACGGGGGACGAAGCGCAAAUAGAAGCGACUGAAUAUGAUGUAUGGAGGAAUGAUGAAGCCUAUGGACAAAUUAUUGUUGCCCUCUCUUUUCGUUCAGCGGACGAGUAA